This is a messenger RNA of Fundulus heteroclitus (mummichog), 1192 nucleotides long. Its product is annotated as serum amyloid P-component. The transcript has 5 exons. NCBI's taxonomy places the organism in Eukaryota, Metazoa, Chordata, Actinopteri, Cyprinodontiformes, Fundulidae. The record is from RefSeq and is a predicted model, not a curated record.
AGAAACACCUCUAUAAAAACUCCCAGCUGCAUUUCAACAUAACAACAACGAGCCAACCUUGACUUAAAGAUGUCGGCUUUGCUCCUCUAUGUGAUGCUGACAGCGUGCGCUGCAAGUCCGCAGGAUCUUUCAGGAAAAAUGUUUACAUUUCCACAAGAAACCAACACCGCCAGCGUGAAGCUGGAUGUAUCCACACACAAUUUAAAUGCGGUGACAGUCUGUCUCAGGUUCUUUACAGACCUCCAGAGAGCCCAUAGUCUAUUUUCUCUGGCCACACCGUCUUCUCAUAAUGGCUUUCUGAUAUUUAAAGAGUCAACUGCCGAUACAGUUAGUUUAUAUGUGAACAAUAAAGCAGUGCAAUAUGUAGUGGGCUACGAGUUGAAUACAUGGCACUCUGUUUGUUCCACGUGGCAUGCUGAUUCUGGAUUAGGCCAGCUGUGGUUUAAUGGACAGCCUUUAGCUCAGAAGUUCCUCGGUGGAUCGCAGAUCAGUAAACCAAUUGUUGUCCUAGGACAGGAGCAGGACAGUUAUGCUGGUUCGUUUGACACCAAGCAAUCUUUUACUGGCAUGAUGGCCGAUGUUCACAUGUGGAACUAGAUCUUGUCUCCCUGCGAGAUCAAGAACUAUGUGUAUAACUUGAAUUUCACUCCAGGGAAUGUGCUGAACUGGAGGGCCCUGACGUUUGAUGUUACUGGAAGAGUGUUGAUAGAAGACAAGCAAAAAAGCUGUCACUACAGCCAAUACACAAAAAUGCCUUGUCCAAACAAGUCUGGCUACUAAAGGGUAAACGUUCUUUAGCUGUGAACAUAACCAAAAUACUGUGUGUUAGAAAAGGGGGGUAUUUGAUCUGAGUAAAUUUCUAACAAAAUGUAUAAUCAUUUAAAUCAUGUAUAACAGGUGAAUAUUACUUAACCAGGUGAUUGAAUUCAAGCAAUAUUUGGUAGACAGUAUAUACAUGAUUAACAUACUGUAUAAUUGUAUAGGAUGUAAGUUUAACUCAGUUUAAAUCAAUAUAGUAAAUACAUCUGUGAAGGUAAGUAGACCAGCAAAAUUCUGAAAAAUAAUUAAUUCACAUUUUACAAUACCCAGAGUAUCAAAGUUAGCCUAGAGAAGACAGAACUGGUCAAUGGUUGUGUAAUUCAAUUAACAUUUGCAGUUUAAAAUAAAUAAACACAAACUUUGGAUAAAACUG